Parascedosporium putredinis is the source of this 2007-nucleotide messenger RNA. Lineage: Eukaryota; Fungi; Ascomycota; Sordariomycetes; Microascales; Microascaceae. The record is from the annotation of a GenBank genome assembly.
AUGAUCCGAUUCCUUCGAUUGAAGCUGAUGACGGCGCUACCGCCCUGCACAUCCCCUCGCAACCACCCCGAUGGCGAUGGCGAGCGAGGGACCGAUAUUGCUGAAACCCUCCAAGACUUGACACUCGCCAGCCCUGGUUUCGACAUGGCUGGCAUCUCCGAGGCAAUUCGACAGGUUGAAAAUACCCCAGAGAGGCCGCCUCUGCUGCUGGAGCCGGGGAGUGCCAGCCCCUCGUCGCGGAGACGUCGAUCCCGCUCAGCGCCUCUCGCAGCCGUAGAGAUGCAUGACCUGAAAGACGAGGAAAUGCCGUCUGAUCCGUUUUACGAGGCCGGGUUUCAACAGGCGUUUUUGGACGCUAAGCAGCUCGCCAAAGAGAUGGCACGAGCGCUAUCUAGUUCCUCUCUACACCAAGAACCUGAUUCUACCAUCAACCGACUACAUACUGAGGCUGAUCGCUUAUCCCGUUUUGAGCCUCCCUCGACUAGGACGAUUGCCUUUGUUGGGGACUCGGGUGUUGAGUUCCGCUAUCAUAAUCAGGAUGACUUCGUAGUGGACAUCCAAUGGUUCAGCCCCGCAGAAACCAAACAGCAAUUAACGGACCUUCUUCAGUCCUAUCGCGAAUUUCAUUCGAUUGCGAGCGAUGCCGAUGCGGACGAUAGAGCCGCGUCGGAGGAUGGGGCCUCCACAGCAAUGCAUACGUUUCAGGCCUUAUUUCGAGGGAAGCUCCAGGAACAUAGACAUCUUGUCGCCGCCCCCAUGGAAGAGAUUAUACGUGAGAUGGUCGCUGUCGCGCAAGAUAUCAGGUCGCGCAAUCAUACGGGCCCGAGAACGCUACUACGGCAGGAAGACUGCUCAACCCUCUUGACGAGCCUAACAUCAGAGCAGACAGGUCAUUCCGGCAGCAGUGACUGGCCGCUGAUCAAGACGAUAAGCGUAUCCUUGAAAGCCCAUAUCCUCAGCAAAGGACUAGUUCUUGUGGAUCUUCCAGGCAAGUUUCAAAAGUGGUUCACUUCCCCUCGGAACAUUCGUGCCGACGAGGCGAAGCGGGAUUGGCGAGGCCAAAAGGCACGAGAGAUCCAGCAAAGAAUUGAUGCUGUUUCCCGAGAGAAGGUUAUACUUGGCAGCGUCAAGAGCGGAUUGCAGGCAUACGAAGAUCUCGAUCCCGAGGAGAUGUUCCCGGAAGAGCGCCAGGAUCAAUGGAGGCUGAGGCAGCGGUUAAAGGAAACAAAAUUAAAGCAAUAUCUCAUCGUGAACCGGAACCAGAUGGUGGACCGCGAGCUCCAAGACCAGUAUCGAGAACACGUUCCCAGCCAUUCCCUGGCCAUCUUUUGCGUGAGCAACGUGGACUACUGGGAUCAUCGGCAAGAUCCGAAAGGAGAGGCCCUGCCAUACUUAUCCUUGAGCGGUAUCUUGGGGCUUCGCAAACACUGCAUCUCACUCGUAGGCGAAAGCCAACGGAGGAUUGCCAGCAAGUACAUUCGGGACGAAAUCGCGGCUCUACUGAGCGAGAUGAGUCUGCAUUUCGGUAACCAUCGUACCGCCAAAGUCGGGGCCCGCAACUGGAAUGAAGAAGCGAUGGCCUCCAUGAAUGACGAUAUGGAGCAGCACUGGGCUAAGUUUGAGAGUGAGAUUACUGACAGCAUGGGCGAAAUAACCGCCUUGAUAGAGGAGGAAUUUGAAGAUGUCGCGGUCUCCUUGGGUGGAGGUAGCGACCAGCGGAGAAAGGACACCAUGGAAGGCAGAUUUUCGGAUGUGAACCUCUUCCUCUCCUGGUCGGCAGAGUUCCGGAAACAAUGCACCGAGGUGUGCGAGGAGCUGCGUCAGGGUGUGCGGCAGCUCAUCCGUACCCAUGUUGAGGUGAUUCGCGGGACGCUGGACAUUAUCCGAAAUGAGAAUACUGUUCUCGAGAACGAGAGAGAUUCCGAGUUCCGCGGAAGGAUUGAGGAGCAUUUGGGCUGGGCGCGGUCGGAGUUUGUGCGGAUCAAGGAUGUCGUGGUUGAUUCAUGA